AUGCAGGAAGACUGGUGCCAAGGAGACGACAUAGACGAUGACUACAACUCACUGAUAGAGAAACUGAAGGAGUGUUUAAGGAAGGCUAAGGGAGUAUGUCUAAGAGAAAAGAAGGGAAGAAUCUCGGAAGAAACUACGAAGUUACUCAAGAAGAGGAAAAAUAUGAAGAGGACUAUUGAAGAUCACCUUGAAUAUUCCAUUCUCAGCAGAGUGAUUCGUGAGCAACUAAAGAAAGACUUUGAGGCAUACUGGAUGGAGAAGCUCUUGAAGGCCGCAGAGGAAAAGAAGAGCCUCAAGAAAUGCAAGAGGGACAUGGUACUAUAUAGAUCGGAGGUGACGGCCCUGAAAAAUACAGAUGGAAUACCGGUCAACGAGAAGAGCGAGAUGGAAAAAGUUUGUGAAGACUUCUACACCAAGCUCUUUAAGUCUACCAGAAAUGUCCAGCCGUUACCACCACUCCAACAGGAAGAAAACGUGCCACCUAUCCUUGUCAGUGAGGUUGAAAGAGCCAUCGGCUCGAUGAAAAACGGUAUAACAUCAGAGGUGCUAAAGUCAGGCAGAGAGCAGCUCUGGAAAAUCCUCGCUGAGCGAUUUACGCACUAUCUAGACGAGGGAAGAAUUCCCUCGCAGUGGAAAGAGUCAAAUACCAUCCUGCUGUAUAAGAAGGGCGACAGAGAAGAUCUAAAGAACUACCGACCCAUAUGCCUGCUGUCUCAUGAAGAUAAUUCUGAACAGGUUGUCACGUCAUCUCGACGAACAACAACCGAGGGAGCAAGCAGGCUUCCGGAAGAACUACAGCACAAUGGACCAUAUAUUUGCUCUAACGCAACUGCUUGA
Molecule: messenger RNA, 837 nt
Organism: Octopus sinensis (East Asian common octopus)
Lineage: Eukaryota; Metazoa; Mollusca; Cephalopoda; Octopoda; Octopodidae
Exons: 1
Coding region: 1-837 (278 amino acids)
Source: RefSeq, a predicted model, not a curated record